This is a messenger RNA of Xenia sp. Carnegie-2017, 2144 nucleotides long. RefSeq names its product mothers against decapentaplegic homolog 3-like. Gene Ontology annotation, cellular component: heteromeric SMAD protein complex. Gene Ontology annotation, molecular function: RNA polymerase II cis-regulatory region sequence-specific DNA binding; I-SMAD binding; DNA-binding transcription factor activity, RNA polymerase II-specific. The transcript has 5 exons. Bases 184 to 1449 code for a protein of 421 amino acids. Lineage: Eukaryota; Metazoa; Cnidaria; Anthozoa; Malacalcyonacea; Xeniidae. The record is from RefSeq and is a predicted model, not a curated record. Gene Ontology annotation, biological process: transforming growth factor beta receptor signaling pathway; cell differentiation; anatomical structure morphogenesis.
UUCGGAACACGUGAUUUAUUCCCAGAAGGUAAAAACAAUGCUGGUUUGUCAAUCAUGUAAGCAAAGUAAAAUUCUGUGACUAACUAGGGCCCAGACAGAAAAUACGUUUAUAAAGAGUACGUUUAAAAUCGUGAUUUUCGGACGGAGUUGUGUUAGUAUUUUGUGUCGUCGCACUUUGACGGAAUGACAUCAUUAUUACCGUUUGCACCGCCGAUAGUAAAACGACUGCUGGGAUGGAAGAAAGGCGAAGAAAACGACGAAGAUAAAUGGGCAGAGAAAGCCGUAAAGAGUUUGGUUAAAAAGUUGAAGAAAACCGGAGGUUUGGAAGAGCUAGAGCGAGCAAUCACGAACCCAGGCUUGCCAACGAAAUGCGUGACGAUCCCGCGUAGUUUAGAUGGCCGCUUACAAGUCUCACAUCGGAAAGGACUGCCACAUGUUAUAUAUUGUCGAUUGUGGAGAUGGCCGGACCUACAAAGUCACCACGAACUAAGACCGGUCGAUACUUGUGAGUUCGCCUUCAGUCUAAAGAAAGACGAAGUCUGCGUGAAUCCAUUUCAUUAUCAACGGGUUGAAACACCAGCAUUAGCACCAGUAUUGGUACCAAUUCAUCCAAUGGAACAUCGACCAACGACUUUACCAAAGCUUGAUGAGUACCUUAAUCCUGUGAACGCAGAGUUUCCUACGUCAGAGCCACCAAUGAUUUCACCAUACUCCCCAGAUAAUUCAUUAAUGACGUACAUGUCAGAUGAUGGAAUGUCUGAGAACUCAAGUGUUGUAGGAAUGCCGCAAGAAUCCGGUCAACUCUCGCCUGAACCAGCAAUGCCUGUAGAAACUCAACCAGUUCAGUACCAAGAACCGCAACAUUGGUGUGCAAUUUCUUAUUACGAAAUGAACUACAGGGUAGGAGAACCAUUUAAUGCUUCUGCAUCCAGCGUCACUGUUGAUGGAUUUACAGAUCCUUCAAGUGCGGAUCGUUUUUGUCUGGGGAUUUUAUCAAAUAUCAAUAGAAAUCCAGCCGUCGAAACGACAAGGCGUCAUAUAGGCAAAGGUGUACGCCUGUAUUACAUCGGUGGAGAAGUGUUCGCCGAAUGUCUCAGUGACAGUAGUAUCUUUGUUCAAAGCCCAAAUUGUAAUCGUAGAUAUGGAUGGCAUCCGUCUACGGUUUGUAAAAUUCCUCCAGGUUGUAAUUUGAAGAUAUUUAACAAUCAAGAGUUCGCACAGUUGCUUUCGCUAUCUGUAAACCAAGGAUUCGAGGCCGUCUACCGACUUACACAAAUGUGUAUGAUACGAAUGAGUUUUGUUAAGGGAUGGGGAGCCGAGUAUCGUAGACAGACUAUUACAAGUACGCCCUGUUGGGUUGAGGUACAUUUGAACGGUCCACUUCAAUGGCUGGACAAGGUCCUUACACAAAUGGGAAGUCCAAAUGGUAUUUGCUCGUCCAUGUCUUAAGAUGAUGUCAGAGUAAACAAUGGAAGACAAUACGUCGUUGUUGCCGUUUCAUUGCAUGUUACAUAUGAUGUCAAAGGCUUCGUCUUUUCCCUUGGUAGAAUCGAAAGAUCGUCAUUGUUUUGACUGUAUGGCACUUGCGUGACAUAAAAGGAUACAUAUGAUUGUCUGUGAUAUGGAAGUCGAUAGUUGUGGAUACGAAAGACCGCUGUGAACAUCAAGUUGAUGGCAUUAGCUAUUCAAUUUUAGCUAGUCGACGAAAGUGGUUCGUCUUUCGUUAGAAAUUGUCUUGUUAUGAUGACGAUAUCAAACAUUACCGUGUUUUAGCGACUUUGAAAUUUAAAAGAAAUCCAUGACAAACAAAGUGUUGUAUGACAAGUACUUAUUCAAAGAAUCCAACUUUAUACUUUGAAGAUAAAAGAAAAAGUGCCAUCUGCUGUUUGUUAGUGCAGGAUUAAUAAAAAAAGCUAUUGUAAAAAACAGAGAUGCAAAAAGAGUCUCGUAUUAGGAAGGAUAACGUUGGAUACACGAAAAAAAAAACACAAAGAGAAAUCCUUAGGAAACAUUUGCAAUUUCCCUUAUAUAUAUAAUCAGCAAUGUCAACGUUAUUUUUCUUAAUGAGCUGCUAUUCAUGUUCUUGCCAUGUACAUGAGUUGUUUAAAACAAAUUAUUCAAUAUUUCAUGGGGGCAAACUGAAA